CUCCUCUUCAUUCUACUCACAGCUUCCAUGUUUAAUUUCAACCAAACUCUAGCAAAAGAGAGAAACCAUAACCCAAUGGUCCUUGGUAUGGCUCAGUAUUCUAGGAAUUCCCUUCCUCCAAUACCACGAGCCUCUAGGAUUAGGAAUUCAUCAAAGAAACCUUCUGAAAUUUUAGACAUGAUGGAACCAUUGAGGGAGAUUACAAAUGGGUAUUUAAUCUCUCUUAAUUUGGGGUCACCUCCACAAGUCAUUCAAGUAUACAUGGAUACUGGGAGUGACCUCACUUGGGUUCCUUGUGGGAAUGUAUCUUUUGAUUGUAUUGAGUGUGAUGAAUAUAGGAACAAUAAGUUGACUAUUGCAGCUUUCUCUCCAUCUUUUUCUUCUUCAUCUUCUAGGGACCUUUGUGGUAGCUCCUUUUGCAAUGACAUCCAUAGCUCUGAUAGUGACUAUGACACAUGUACUAUGGCUGGAUGCUCAUUGGCUACCCUUCUCAAAUCCACAUGUCCUAGACCAUGCCCUUUAUUUGCUUAUACCUAUGGGGCUGGUCGGGUUGUCACUGGGGCACUAACUAGGGAUACACUUAUGGUUCAUGGAAAUAGCCCUAGUGCCACUAGGGAAAUUCCAAAGUUUUGUUUUGGGUGUGUUGGGUCCACAUAUAAAGAACCCAUUGGUAUUGCAGGGUUUGGUAGAGGUACACUUUCUUUGCCUUCACAACUAGGGUUCCUAAAAAUAGGCUUCUCUCAUUGCUUUUUGUCCUUCAAGUUUGCAAAUAACCCAAAUAUAUCCAGCCCAUUGGUUGUAGGAGAUGUUGCUAUAUCUUCUAAAGACAAUUUGCAAUUCACACCAAUGUUGAGGAGUCCCAUUUAUCCCAAUCUCUACUGUAUUGGUCUAGAGGCCAUAACCAUUGGCAAUGUUGUCAGUGCAAUCAAAGUGCCCUUAAACUUAAGGGAGUUUGAUUCACGAGGUAAUGGGGCUAUGAUGAUGGAUUCGGGAACCACUUAUACUCACCUUCCUGAGCCAUUGUAUUCACAAAUUCUUUCAUCUCUCCAGUCAGCCAUAACCUAUCCUAGAGCCAAGGAUGUAGAGAUGAGAUCAGGAUUUGAUCUUUGUUAUAAAGUCCCAUGCAAAAAUAAUAAUACCUUUAUCGAUGAUCUUCCUCUAAUAACUUUCCAUUUCCUAAACAAUGUGAGCCUUACUUUGCCUCAAGGAAAUCACUUCUAUGCCAUGGGAGCCCCUAGUGAGUCCACGGUGGUGAAGUGCCUAUUGUUCCAAAGCAUGGAUAACGAGGAUGAUAAUAUUUACGGCCCAGCUGGAGUAUUUGGGAGCUUCCAACAGCAAAAUGUAGAGGUUGUGUAUGACUUGGAGCAUGAGAGAGUUGGCUUUCAACCCAGGGACUGUGCUGUAGCAGCGGCUGCUCAAGGACUGCACAACAUGUAG
Molecule: messenger RNA, 1437 nt
Organism: Quercus lobata
Lineage: Eukaryota; Viridiplantae; Streptophyta; Magnoliopsida; Fagales; Fagaceae
Product: Eukaryotic aspartyl protease family protein
Exons: 1
Coding region: 28-1437 (469 amino acids)
Cellular component (GO): extracellular region
Source: RefSeq, a predicted model, not a curated record